This is a messenger RNA of Babesia sp. Xinjiang, 1527 nucleotides long. It is a transcript of the gene rplO, whose product is annotated as 50S ribosomal protein L15. The transcript is spliced from 3 exons. The record is from RefSeq and is a predicted model, not a curated record. Gene Ontology annotation, cellular component: mitochondrial large ribosomal subunit. Gene Ontology annotation, molecular function: structural constituent of ribosome. NCBI's taxonomy places the organism in Eukaryota, Apicomplexa, Aconoidasida, Piroplasmida, Babesiidae. The coding region runs from base 1 to 1527 and encodes 508 amino acids. Gene Ontology annotation, biological process: translation.
AUGAGGAAAGACAAGCUACCCCGUGCCCAUCCCCUCUACAAAUUCUUUCGUGAAGAGCGGAAGAAAGUAAUCAAGAUUGAACGUAUUCAGCGUUGGAAACAGGCCGAGGGGCGCCGGCAGGAGUGGCGUGACUUCUUCAGCUCUCUGAAGGACGGUACCGUGGAGAAUAUCUUUACGGAAGCCCAGCAGGAUAUUUGGACACGCCUGAAUGAUCGCACUUUGGAACAGUCCGAAUCACUUUUCGAUGAGAUAGACGCCAUUAUGGCCAACAAGAAGCUUACGCCGGAGAAGCAGAACGAGUUGGCUGUUGAAGUACGACAUCAGAUAGAGGAAGUGCGUGAACGUGUAUUUGAUGAGUUUGAACCGGAACUGCGUAGCUCAGGAGCACUGGAACGGGCAGAGCGAUAUAUAGCCAGUGUGCCAACAUAUUUUAUGGAUCUAAGUCAGCCGGAUGCUAAGAAUAACAUAUAUGUUAAACCGGAAAAUUGCACUUUACCUGCUGAUAUAGUAUGGUCGAACACUGUUUUGGGUAGUGGGCGUGAGCCUAACGAACCUUUCUGGAAGUGGCACUUGCUCCCCUCUUUGGGUCAGAAACGUAAAAAACGUCUGGGUCGUGGUCAUGGCAGUGGUAAAGGAGGCAGUUCAACGCGCGGUUGCAAAGGUCAGAAGCAUCGAUCUGGUCGGUAUAUAAAUCCUGUUUUUGAGGGUGGGCAAAUGCCACUAUAUCGAAGGCUACCGAAAUUCGUUGGUAGGCCGGUGGGUCCCGGCCAUCGUCACAGCCGUCGUAAAUAUGAGCUUAUACCGAUACACCAGCUUAAUGUUGCUAAGGAUGGCAUGGUUGUUGACUGGGCAACUUUGGAAUGUCUUGGUGCCCGCCUCGGUCGUUACAAACGCAACCACCCGAUCAAGGUCGUAGGAGGGAAGAAAUACGGCGGCGUAGCUAAACCUCUAACCGUUCGCAACUUAAUAGUGAAGGCGCACGCAUUCACGCGUUCGGCUGCUGCUGAGAUUAUGAGUAUGGGAGGUCGAUGUCUGCUUUUGCGUCCGCCUACACUUGACAUUGUUGCAGAGGAGUAUCAUCCCGAGGUCCCUCGUGCUCGUCGGUAUAUUUUCAGUGGCAAGAUCUCACGUAGAGAACGAUACAGGCGUGGAAUAAUCAAGCGUAUACGCGAGGAGAUCGCUAAAGAAGAGCAGGAGGCCGCUGCCCGUACGGACCCCCCUGGGUCAUCUGAGAAUACUAUUGCGGAUAUCCCCGAAAAUGGGGAGCUCAAGGUCGUCAAAGAUGACUCUUCACGCAUAGUAGAAGGUACAUCUGAGAGUUCCGCUGAAGGUUCCGGUGAGGGUAACAAUGGAGUUGAGAUAUCGGUGGACAAGGUUUCCACCGCCGAAAACACAUCUGAGGACGCUAAUAUGGACUCCCCUAAGGACUCCAAAAUGCCGGCUACUUUACAAGAAGAAGGUAGUGACCCUCCAGUUAAACGCAAACGUGGGCGUAAACCUAAGCCACGGGUUGAUGGUGAAUUAUAA